Molecule: messenger RNA, 922 nt
Organism: Mytilinidion resinicola
Lineage: Eukaryota; Fungi; Ascomycota; Dothideomycetes; Mytilinidiales; Mytilinidiaceae
Exons: 3
Coding region: 111-803 (230 amino acids)
Source: RefSeq, a predicted model, not a curated record
UCAAGAAUCGAGCUUUGGUUGGAACCUUACUUGGAUGUGCCAUUGAGCGGCGUAUGAUCCAAGUAAGAAAGCUGCGAGCUACUUCAAGGCUCAGCACAUUUUGAGGAAGUAUGUCUGGUGAUGGCGCAAGGUGUCUGUUGCGAGGAGCUACUGCCAAUUCUUUCUCUCUGCAAAGUAUUACUGACUGUAGACAUCUGGGCGUUUCGUCUAAACACCAUCCAUCCGAACGCAUCCCAAUCGCUCAAUCCAUCAAUAUCGCAACCACUCUCGCCGCCGCUAAAGUCAUCUUAUCUCAAACCAUCGCCGAAGAAUCACUUCUUUUCACUUUCUUCUUAGCGCCUUCUCCCAAGUACAACCACCAUGUGUUCCCUAUACCUUUGUUUCCGACGUCUCAUCGCCCACCCACAGUUCCGCCUAUUCCUAGACACCUCACUACUAUCGCCGGGCGUUUCUUCCGUCAUAAAAUGGAUCUUACUCUGCAUCGCCAGCGGCAUAGCAGGCAAAGCCGUCCGUGCCCGACGCGAGCUCGGAAAGAAAAGCUUCUACAACUUUAUGUCCAACCAUUCAAAACAACUAUUUGGGCCAGGAGGCUCAAACGGUUCUUCUUCCCGCGGCUGAGCCAAAAUAGACCUAAUAUUAGCGGCGAUGAGGGAUGGGAGGGAGUAGACAACCGUGUCGUUAGGGCACGAUUUGUCUUGUUCUGGUGGCAUGAUAGGAAAGGGUGGAAAGAGGGAGAUGAGAGCGAUGGAUUUUGGAUACCUUUGGCUAUUGGUGUGCUUGCUUGGGUCGUUGGGCGUAAUUGAUAUCCCGACGGUUUCGUGAGGUAGAUUGCGUAAGCCGGAGAAUUGUCGCCGUUCAGCGUCGUAUCGCUAUGAAAUUGCAUCACGGUCAGAGGCGAUAUGAAUGAAUUAGGGUACAGUGA